GAAAUCUUCAAGAGCCGCGGCCGGCUGGAGCUGCGUCCGAUCACCGCCGAGGCCACCCACGCGUCACAACCACCGCACCUCAACUCUCCCGCCGGUGCAUGGGUAGAACCCUUCGUAGACACAUAUAGCGUCGAUCAUCUCAACAAUGAAAGAUCGCCCCGAAAGCCAAGAGAGCCCAGUCGUCGUGGAUGAUGCAAACCAAGACGAUACCGCCACGAACGUUCAACAUCCCCCCGGCGGGAGUGGAGGUGAUAGCUACGACUCGGAGGAGAAGUUAGGAGCUGUCCAUCCGUGGCGACAAUUCGUGGACCAUCGAAAAGGCGACGACGCCACGCCGUUCUACCAUAGCGGGCGUAUCAAACGUCUCCGUCCGGCGUCGCAAGAAACGUUAUCGCCACUGACACUGACGCCCCGCGCCCCUUCUCGACGAGACGGUCGAUCCCGCGUGAAUUCUAUGGACGAUCCCACGACGUUCGACGAGAAGCUACGUCAACCUAUGUCCCGACGAUUCAGCGAAAUGCCCAAGUCUUCUGCCCCUUCCAUGUCCGACUUGAUACCGCUGGACAACGCAUCAUCGUCGUCUGUGCCUUCGUCAAAGGCAUUGUCUGGGGGCCGGCCGUAUCUGUACGAGUUCAACCUGUGGAAAAAGCCCGCGGCCCGCGUCAUCGAGCGGCGCGGGGCCAGCGGCGACAACCACAACCACGAAGCCGCGGGCCAUCCAUGCGACGUCGAGGCGCCGCACCAACAUGCGUGGGAAAAGAAAACGAGUCUCAAGGGGAGCCUUGCGCGCCUUGUGCUGACGAAUCCAAACAAUCAUGACAACAACAACGAUAACGACGUGGCCGCCUCACCCUUCCAUACCCUCCAUCGGAAGCCACGGUCCGCCUCCAUGCAGGAUGACAUGUGCGAAUGUGAGCUCACGCGGUCCAACUCACCGGAUUUCAAGUAUCUUCAUCGGUUCUUUGGCGACGGGCGAGGCGACCGACCGACGCGAAUCAAGUGGAAGCGCGGUGAGCUAAUUGGAGAAGGCACGUUUGGCAAGGUGUACAAAGCCCUCAACUCGUGCACUGGCGAAUUGUUUGCCGUCAAGCAGAUCGAAGUGCCGCGGGACAAAAAGCACGAAAACGAGUCCAAGAUGUUGGCGAAACUGGGCGAAGAGAUCGCGCUGAUGAAGGACUUGCGUCACGAACAUAUCGUGCGAUACCAAGGAACCGACCGCGACGCCCACUUCUUCUACAUCUUCAUGGAGUACGUGCCAGGCGGGUCGAUUGCAAGCAUGCUGGCUCAGUACGACGUGUUCAAUUUGGAUUUGAUACGAAAGUUUACGCGGCAAAUUCUCCUUGGUGUCGAAUACCUGCAUAGCAAGAGCAUCAUUCAUCGCGACGUGAAAGGUACCGCGGCUUUCAUCGAGUGUCAGAGUUGAUUCGCUGUAGGCGCGAAUGUGCUGGUGAAUGAGCAAGGGGUAGCCAAGCUAGCCGACUUUGGGUGCUCCAAGCAACUGUCAUCGGUGAAAACUACGAGCAUGGAAGAGAGUUUGCGGUCCAUUCGAGGCUCUGUACCAUGGAUGGCGCCAGAAGUUGUCAAGCAAUCCGGUCAUGACUUCAAAGCAGAUAUCUGGAGCGUCGGAGCCACAGUAAUCGAAAUGGCGACCGCAAAGCACCCGUGGCCAGCAAAUACGAAUCAUCUUUCAGUCAUGUUCCACCUUGCUAUCAAUCCAACGGGUCCACCGAUUCCGGACUGGUUGCCCGAUGUUGUCAAAUCCUUCCUUCAACGGUGUUUCUGCAUCGAUCCAAACGGUGAGUCCUGUACCGUUGCACGAGAAAUUGAUUAAGCUGCGGUUGUCUUCCACUCUGGUCCAUCCUGAUCCUCACGCUUCUCUUCCAGAGCGAGCGACGGCGACGGAGCUGCUGCAGCACGACUUUCUCUUGGUCUCGUGAGGAGAAAGAGACAAGCGCGCCAUUCUGGAAUUUCGAGAAUGGGUCGCGCGCCCCGGCGUUGAUGUAGGAUUGUGUUUUUCCAUGGCUAUUUAACUGGCAAAUUUACUUCAUGCUCGAAAA
Molecule: messenger RNA, 2057 nt
Organism: Aphanomyces invadans
Lineage: Eukaryota; Oomycota; Saprolegniomycetes; Saprolegniales; Verrucalvaceae
Product: STE/STE11 protein kinase, variant 2
Exons: 5
Coding region: 146-1423 (425 amino acids)
Biological process (GO): protein phosphorylation
Molecular function (GO): ATP binding; protein kinase activity
Source: RefSeq, a predicted model, not a curated record